AUGCGCAGCCCGUUGCUCUUGCCGCUGCUCUUGCCGCUGCUCGAUGCCGCCGCCGCCGCCGCCGCCGCCGCCGCCGGGCAGCCGCCGUGGAAGACGUCCAACCUGACGCUCCAGCUGUCCAGCUUCGUGCCCGUCUGCGCCGAGGACUGCUUCGUCUCCUUCCUGCGCGUCGGCUUCGGGCUGGGCCCGGGCGACAGGAUCCCCUCGCUGGAGGAGCUGUGCGCGACGAAUGCCCGGACGGGCUUCACCGUCGGCGAGGGGGCGGUGCAGUGCAUCGCUGCGGAGAAGAGCAUCGGCGGGUGCUCCGAGGCGGACGCCGGCUCGUCGGUCAUUUACCGCGCCCACCAGAUGUGCGCGAACCAAGCCGGGGCCGUGACGCCCACCCACGGGGUCAUUACUGCCACUCUUAUGCUGCCGCCCCCGGGCGCAGGACGCGUCGUCUCCUUCCCGCCCCUGCCGGCCGCGACGCCGCGGUCCCGGAACCACACGACAAGGGCGCCUCUCCCUUCGACGCUGGUCGUCGACACGCGCUCCCUGGCGUUUGCGACGGCCCCGUCCGCCGGCGACACCACCACCACCACCACCGCCACCACCGCCGCCAUCAUCACCACGCUCAAGACGUCCGUCCGCGGCACCGGCACCGGCACCGGCAGCAGCACCGCCGCCGCGGAGACGAGCACCUCGGCCGCCGCACCGGCCACCGGCAGCGGCGGCGGCGGCAGCAGCGACAGACCCCUCACCCCGCUGCAAAGGACGGGCAUAGCCGUCGGGGUGAUUGGAUUCGCCAUUGUCGGGGUCGGGCUCGUCCUCCUGCUGCGAUGGCACCGGGCGAGCAGGACGAGCAUGCGCGGGGAGCACUCGCCGCUGCCGAGCUCGCCCAGCAGGCGGGACUCGUGGGGAUACCGCUUCGACAAGCCCCGCGGCGGAAGCAGCAGCACGGGGGACGAGCCGUCCUCUGCGACCAACCCUGCGCACCCGCCGCCGCCGCCGCCGCCGCCGCCGCCAGAUGCCGAAAAGCCGUGCCGGCCCCGUCCUCCCGGCGCCUUGAGAAACACGCCACCGCGGCCACCGCCGACCGCAGCCGACCGGCCCCUGUCCAGGCUCCUUCCGCCGGCCCCCCAAGCCGCGAAGCACCGCGCGCGGCCGCCGCCGCCCGUCCUGCCCAAGCUCCUGAUCCCUCGCCGAGGCGACGACGCGGCCGCAGCGACGGCGACCGACAAACCUCGCGAAAGCACCGCGACAGAGUUUGAGGAAGACGGCCGGGAGUCCUCGUCGGCAUCUCCCCAGCGCCUCCAGAUCUGGAGGCCGCCCAGCAUGGGGCCGCGCUCCGCCGCGACGUACUACGUCGCCGACAGAUGCGGCAACUGGGUGCUGGCCGACGCCGCCGCCGCCGUCAAGACGCAGCCGCAGCCGCAGCCGCAGCCGAGCGCGCAUCCCCGGCCAUCCAUCCGCAUUGUCACCGACCAAGACGCCAACCACGACGGCAUGGUGCCCCGAGCGCUGUUCUCGGACCCCGCGCCCGCCUGUCCCUCGGCCGGGCCCCGUCUCAGCGGCACCGCCACCUCGGCCGCGGAGCCCGAGCCGCACGGCCACCUGUACCCCGUGGCGGAGCUGCCGGCCCCCCGGAACGGAGCUCCCAGCCCGUUGGUUCCGAGGAUGCGCCUCCCCGAGCUGCCCGACACCGCUGCACAACACCACCACCGCCGCCCGGCCCGCGACCCGGCCGCCCUGCGCACCGGCUCGCCCACGCUGCGUGUCGUCGCGUCGUCGCCGUCGCCGUCGCCGUCGCCGUCCGCGCGGGAUGACAGAUCCAGCCUGCCCUCCGCGCGGGAUGCGCCGCUCGCCUGGGUCCCGGGCCUGCCGGCGCACCCGCACCCGCACCGCCGGCCCCCUUACCCCGGCAGCUCCCUCUGGCUGCCGCCGCAGGCGCGCUCCAGACAAACCCCCCGGAUGGAGACGGAGCCCGUCCACCACGAAAUGACGCCCAACCGCGCCCAGAGGCACUUUGACGCGCUGGCCAGGAACCCGCCGCCGCUGUACCACCGCCUCCAGCGGGCCCCGGGAGCAGAGCCCUCCCCGCAGGAAGGCUUGGCCCCGGCGACCCGGCCGGAGGGAUUGGCGCCCGCGAGGCGCGGCGCCCAGCUCCGUCUGCGCGCGCAGUGA
Molecule: messenger RNA, 2163 nt
Organism: Ustilaginoidea virens
Lineage: Eukaryota; Fungi; Ascomycota; Sordariomycetes; Hypocreales; Clavicipitaceae
Exons: 2
Coding region: 1-2163 (720 amino acids)
Source: RefSeq, a predicted model, not a curated record